AAGUGCAUCAUAAUAAAAUCAGCUGUUUCUUGUUUCGAAAAAAAUCCAUAUUUAAAUUUCUUAUAAUCUAAACUUUAUACUCUUAACAAAGCCAAGUAGUAAUUUUCGUAAAAAAUUGAGCUAAAAUUUACGUUUUCGUUUUUCGAAAGUGUACUUAAAAUACUCAUUCAAGAGUGAACUUUUCUCGAAUAAGAGUCAGUGUUUGGAAAUUUGUUAGCUUAUUUUUUAUCAAAUGUACAUUUUGGGAUGUUUCAGUUUUCAACGGUCUUACAUAUCUGCAUUGGAAACCUGUAAAAUAUAGGAGGACCUAAGUGGAUCACAACAUGUCUGAAGCAAAUUUAUCACAAAUAAUAAAAAGAGAACCAGUUGAAGAGAGUGCAGAGCAUUCAACAACAAUCAAGUUGGAAAAAGAAUUUCCGGAAAAUCCUCAAGUCAUUAAACCAACGACAACAACUUCCUUAUGCUUCAUAAAUGCGGACCAUACCAAGGUCAUUUUAGUCCCAGUAGUGGCCGUUCGUCGCCCCAAACAGGAACCGGAAAAAACCGAAGUCACACAGUUUUCCAGCGAAACGAUAGUGAAAGAGGAGCUCAUUAUCGAGGAAAUUAACGAAUCAGAAGACGCAACGGAUGACUCGAGGAUUCCUGAUGGAAGCAGAGAUCUGUUUUGUCAAGAAUGUAACAAAACCUUCAACUGCAGACGAUCGUACAACACCCACCGAUUGAGACACUCCAAUAUCAAAAACAUUAAAUAUCCGUGCAGUUACUGUGAAAGACCCUUUGCCACGCGGCGCGAUCUCACUCGACACGUGCACAGAGUGCAUUUUCAGAGCAGCGCGCGGUCAGCCGUGGCCAACCGGAUCCGGAAAUGUCCGCUAUGUCCCACGUUGAGUGACACCAACGACAGCUACCGGAGCCAUCUGCUGACUCACGAGCGGCAGCUGCAGAGCAUGUUCCGCUGUGAAUAUUGCAGCAUGUGUUUCUUCGAGCAGGAUUCACUGCGGCAGCACGUUGCGCAUGAAAAGUGCGAAAAGUUGCCCAAAUAUGACGUUGUCGAGGAAAAUGGUAUGUUUAAAUGCGGCGAGUGUAAUCAAGCGUUUUUAUUGCGGCGAUUAUGCCAGCAGCACAUCAAGAGACAUUCGGCAAUUCGAAACAAAACGUUCGAGUGUGAUACCUGUGGAAAGCUGUACGGAACCAACUCGGAACUGCUGAGACACGCACGAUCCCAUGGUGGCGAGCCAACUGCAGGCAAACCGAAGCCAGUCACUCCCAGCGAAGCGGAAACUACCAAACUUUACCGGUGUUCCGAGUGCCCGAAGACGUUUCUGGACUUGGCCGGGUGUGAGCGGCACAUCCGGAGGCAUGAAAACGUAAGAAAUGGAACGUUCCAGUGUGGCGAGUGCGGCAAGCCCGAACCACCGGCCAACUUCCACCAUCCGGAAGUUCCCGUUGCACUUCCGGACCAGAAACCGAACAUCUCAAACUUCAGCUUCCCAAGCGUGGUAAAGGAGGAACUGAUCUUAGAGGAUGACACCCCACCUUUUGAACCGGCUAGCGGCGUCCCUGACGGUCCGGAACCGGUUACACCCGGCUUGAACCAGUACGCCUCUGCUGAGGAGGACAGUAACGGUCCCAGCAGCGACAUCACUCCCGGAAAAUUUGCAUGCACAAUUUGCCAGCUGUCGUUUCCUAAAAAGCGCGAUAUACAGCGGCACCAGCGGGAAGAACAUAAGCAGCUGUAUUUCUGCAACACCUGCGAUAAGAGCUUCGACAAGCCGUGCCGUCUGAAGCGGCACGCGCCAAGCUGCAAGGGACGCCCUCUGUACUGUGCCACGUGCGACAAGACGUUCGACGCAGUGAAGGCGUGGUACAAACACCGUGCCAGCCAUCGGAACGUAGAGAGUAAAAAGUUCCAGUGUCAGUUGUGUCAUAAGCCAUUCACUGCCCGAUCCGGCUCGCUGCAGCACGAGUGGGAAGUUCACAAGUUUAUUCGGCCUGAGCUGGCUGACGAAGUUACGAUUUGCAAAAUGUGCAACAAACCGUGCUACUCGAAGGAUUCUUACGAGCAGCACUUGCAGUCGCACAUGCAUAUCGAAAAUAAGACUUUCCAGUGUAAAAUUUGUGAGAAAUGCUUUGGAUCGGAAAACUGUCUCAAGGGUCACACAACUCGGCAAGAGUGCGAGAAAAAGGUGAUGUUGGGCUCGAAUGGCGUUUACAAUUGUUUCGAGUGCAGCAAAACGUUUUCGCAGCAAAUUUUCCUGAUCCGACACAUGCGUCGGCACGCCCACAUUAUCAACGGUACCUACAAGUGUGACCUCUGUGGGAAGCACUUUGCCUCCAACAAAGAACUCCAAACCCACACGAAAAACUUCCACGAAUUGCGGAAACCCUCGGCGGUGGAUCUUAUCCUGACCGACGAGCGGGGCCACUUCAAGUGUCCCAAGUGUGACACGACGUACGAGAAUCGUCAGUCCUGCCUGAAGCACAUCCUGCGCCACGAGGCGCUCGAAACGGGCAAGUAUCGGUGCCAGAUUUGUGGGCGCGCUUGCACCACAAAGGUCGUGCUGGAAAAGCACCUCAAAACUCAUGAACCCAAGCAGAAUGGUCACUCGGAGCAUAAGAACCAGAACAUGCUUGCGCACAACACCAGCCGGCAAUUGAACGGAGAGUCAAGCAGUGCCGCGGAGGGUUUGUCCACCAAAGACACACAGGUGGCCUGAAAUUGAGUGAUGUACGUUGAGGCAAACAAUCAUUAAAGAACUCUUAUUGAUGGACCUCUUUCUGUUAGUCUGUGUUACAAAAAAUGAUCUCUAUCGAGAAAUUAAAAAGAGAGAUGUGAGCCGGUAACAUGGAGUUAAACUUUUUGAAAAGCCAUGUUAUGCUGCACAGCAACUGCACAGAAAGUUUAACUCCAUGUUGCACUUUUAAUUUUUCGAUAGGUUAGUACGGCGCUCAAGGCACGAUCAAGAUCACAAAAAGAUUUUUCUUGAGCGGUCCCUUAUUAGGUCGAACCGUAAAAAGCAGAAACUAAGAAAUUGAAAAAAAUAUAUAAAAAAACGGGAGCCCAGAAAAUGAAAAAGAAAAAUAUUUAGAUCAAAUAUCAUGAUUCAAAAAUUUAAAAAAAAACUGGGAAUUCAACAUUCAGGAAUUUAAAAACUCAGAUGUUUAGAAAAUCCGAAAUUAAAAAAUUACAAAAUAUUUAUAAUUUAAAAUUUCAGAAAUUCCCAAAUUAAUACUUAAACAAACGGAUAUUCAGAAAUUUCAAUUAUCUUAAAUUCAAGAUUUCCAAAAUUCAAAAUUUUGAACAGAGACAUUAAAUUAAAAAAAAUCAAAACCAAAACCAAACCAUCCACAUUAACGACCCCCGGGUCUUUUGUGGUCUCUAUUGCAAGUUUCUGCUCGAACCUAGGAGUCCGAAGGCUUGAAUAAGGAGAGCACCCAAACCUCUUUUUACUCCAAGGAACCUUCCACCCCAGUGUUUGAACUGACGAUCUUUGGAUUGCGAGUCCAACCGCCGCCAGCGAUUCCACCGGAGUAGGCUUGGUUUGGUGUGUUGUUUGUACUUAUGGCAUGGAGACGACUCCUACACCUGGAAUGACUUAACGGCUUAACAACCAAGGCCGGGACCGACAUUUUACUUCCUCAUCCGAUGGAAGGUUGCAUCAGAUGGGAAUCGAAAUUUAAAAAAACCGAAACUCAAAAAAAUCUAAAAUUUUAAAAGAACAAAAUUUAGAACAUUCAAAAACAAAACACAAAUAACACAAAAUACUUCUAAAAAAAUUUACUAUUCAAGAAUUUAAAAAUUCAGUUAUGUUAAUUCUAUAAUUUAAAUACUGAAAACUUGAAAAAAUAGGGGAACAGCAUCUAAUUUCAGCGUGCCUCUAAUGUAGGCAAGUCAGAACUUUGACAUUCAAUUAAAGCUAAUUAAAAGCGUUUUCAACUGAAAUCGAGUGAUAAAUAGCUCAAUAAGAAGUGAGCAAGCAAGUUUCUAUCAAAAGUUUUGCAAAAUUAGUUGUUUAAAUAGUGAAAAUCAGCAAAUUGGAUGGAGUUAGGAGCGAGUGCUUGACCUGCCAAACAUACGAGAAUUUCCCCUAUAAGUUUAAUAAAAAUCUAAAAAUUCAAAAAUACUGGAGUUUGAAAAUUCAAAAAUUAAAAUAUUCCAAACUUCAGAAAGCUCAAAAAUUCUAAGUUCUAAGAUUUUCUAAAAUUUCAAAAUUCAGACAAUCAAACAUUUAAAGUUCAGAAAAUGAUAAAAUUUUAAUUAGAAAAUUUAACAAAAUUGGAUGGUCAAAUUUUAAAAUCAAUAUUAAUAACUCAAACCCGCUUAAAUUAAGGAGUCUCAAAAGAAGUUCUGAGUAUAAAAACCUAAGUUUUUAUAAAUUCAAAAAAUCAAGGUUUUAAGAAUGAGCAUGAGCAUGAGCAUGGUUGACUGCCAAUGAGCUGCUACUCCGUUAUUGACAGAUCAGCUGAAGUUAAACAAUGAAUCAAAAAUGAUCAGUGGGAGCCAACCAUCCGUUCACUGUUUAACCUCUGAAGACCCCGACUUUAUUAAUCAAUACCGGCGCCCUCCCAAGAAGCCUGCAGUUCAACAAAAGGGAGGAAUGUUAGUCCGAUAGUUGAAGUUCCCUGGGCUUUGUCAUAAUGAGUGUCAUAGGUUUGAUGCUUGUUUGGCAAAGAGUAUGAUUUGAUUCGAUGUGGAAUUAAAAUCGAAGUGUUCAGUAUAUUGCUGAAGCUUCCAUUUUUACACAUGGACACCACUUCAUGCUGCGAGAACCCACUUUGGCGUAGUCUCAGGGCUUAAUCGAUGGCCGGUAAGCUGUCAUCGAGACAAGGAGGUUCUCUGAUAGUGGAAAUAUCACAUUUGUACAAUGAACCGCUACAUAUGUGAUUUUUCCCUAUCUUAAUGUGGGUGUCAGGUUAGGAUGCGGGUUUAAAAAAAUAGUGUUUGUAGAAUUUAGGAUUUUAACUAUAAAUAUCAACUUUUUAUACUUUGCCUUUAGUUAUUUAGGGACAAAAUUAGUAACAGUGAAUUCAGUAAUUCUAUCAGAAUCGGUGAUUUUCAUUCAAGUAGCAUAAAAACCAUUCUGAUUUGUCAAAAUUUCCAUAGAGUCUCGAUCAAUCAAUAGUGAAAUGAUAUCGGACUAAAUUCGUUGAUCUGUUGAACUAACGGUUGUCGGAUUAUGAUUGUAUCGACCAUUGUUGCGAAUCGAGGAUCUACUGGAAUUCUGACGAACAAAUGGUUGUCUCUUUUUCAAUUCACGACUUGUAAAAUAUCAACUGUUAUUUUUUUUUUGUUUUUUAAAAGAAGCCAGACAGGUUUUAAAAGAAACGUUUUUUUUUGUUAAUAAUUAAAAUGUCGGGGAUUUGAGAUAAGAGUAGCUUUCGGAUAAGUUGCUUUAAAUCUUGUAUUCAAUUCAAGUUAGGUAGUUAUCCGCAAAUGAAUAUUUGGACUUAUAUGAAUAAUUGAACAUUUUGGACUUAUGAAUAACACACAACUGUGCAUUUAUUCUAGAGUCAGAUCCAUACAGCGUCAGUGUUUAUUUGGUCGAAGUGUACUAAUUCAUUGGCAGAUCUGGUUCUAGUUGUAAUGUACGACAAGACUACUGACGGACGUGACAGGACGAGGGCCCAGUUUAGAGGUUUCGACAUCAACGAUGUGCGGCUGGAUCACCCUCCCAAAAAAAAAAAAAAAAAAUGUUAGUCCGAUAGUUGAAGUUGCAGACUCAUCAAGCACAUAGUUUUUCGCUAUAUACUUGUUGAUACCGCUUGAGACCGUUGAAUCCACAGCAUCUCCUUCAAGCAUCACGUGAUUAUUUUUUUUUUUUUUGGGUUAGUAGGAUAAGGUAUUGGCUUUUCGAUGCCUCCCGAGCAACGAUGCUAUGGGAAGGUCUUUCUAAUUAGCACACCAAAACACUCGCGCACAGGUAUUUAAAUACUGAAUAAAUGUAAUUUUUCAUCACGAUUACCCAGACGACAUUGAUGAUAUAGGAAGGACUUUUUUACAGUCAUUUGCAGUAAUACUUAAACUUAUUUUAAUGCAACAAUUCACACGACGUCGUACCUCCCGAUCAACGAUGAUAUAGGAAGGACUUGAGCAAGCCAAUCAGGAUGAAACACGAAAUAAAAUUCUUUUCUUUUCACACACAAUGCCACAUAAUUGACCGCGCGUCACCACCCAACUAAUUGAACUGAUUUUCUUCUGCUUGUGGGCAAGCCAACCAGGAUGAAACACGAAAUAAAAUUCUUUUCUUUUCACACACAAUGCCACAUAAUUGACCGCGCGUCACCACCCAACAAAUUGAACUGAUUUUCUUCUGCUUGUGGGCAAGCCAACCAAGAUGAAACACGAAAUAAAAUUCUUUUCUUUUCACACACAAUGCCACAUAAUUGACCGCGCGUCCACAAAAAAUCAAGGUUUUAAGAAUAUAAAAAAAGUAAAUGUUUGGAAAAAAAGAAACAAAUUCAAAAAAAUUAAGAUGAAAAUUUUCAAAGGUUAAGAAAUUCUAAAAUUUGAAAGCUCUUCCUGCAUUUAAAAAUUUAAAUUUUGAAAAAAGCGAUAUUACAAAAUAAAAUAAAAAUUGUAAAGUUCCAUAAUUUCUAAAUUGUCAAAAAUCAAAUUUCAAUAAUCUAGAACUAAAAAAUAAAUCUAAAUUUUUUAAACACAAAAAACUUAAAUUAUAAAAAAUAAGCUAUAAAAAGGAAAAACAUAAAACUACUGAAAUGAAGGAGUUCUAAAAUUUAAAAAAAAUCAUAUCAGAAACGCUUCAAAGUUUAAGAAAAAAAAAAUUUUUUUUAAUUCAAAAGCUUAUUUUUUUUAAAUCUGUAAACAAAUUUUAAUCCUUUUGACAAAUUUGAAUAAAGUUCGUACUUGAUUAUCAGUUGGCCUCGUCAAAACUUUCUUCAGGCAUUCGAAAUAAUAUUUUAAGUUUUUAUUUUUUUAAUUUUUGCAUGGCUUUCUAGUCAGAAAUUUACCAACACAUUCAAAGAAUGUUUACAUGACAGCUGCGGGUUUGUUUGCAUCAGAUCUGCUAUCUCUUUCUAGCAAAAGUUUUUUGUCAUGCGACUUCUAGCUGUUUUUUUUCUGACCGCCCGAUAUGUGUGCCAACAUUAGGUUUUACGCCGACUCGAUUUUUAGGUUAGAAAUUUGACAGCUUGGCUGCACUGUUUACAUUUUUUGCACCUGUGUCUCUGUAAAAAUGUGUGUGCGUGUGCGCUCGUGACGUCACGCUGUAAAACCUAAUAUUGUGGUUUUUGAAAUAAAUCGAAAUAACAGCGCGAGUGUUUUUCAUUUCGCGAAGCAAUUUUCUGUUGUUUCUUUUCAGAGUGUACCUCAAAUGUCACACGCGAAACCAAAACAAUAUUUCGCCGCGGCACCAAACUGAAAUGUCGCCAGUUGAGCUGCGACAAGACUCGCGCCGCGUCUUACACGGAGCAUGGAAUCGAUCACGAAAAUCUACCGGAAAUCGUUCUGUGAGCGUGGAUUCGAUCAUCCGGAUGGACCUUUUCAUGAUGUCUAGCUUGGAGAGUACAAUUACGGCGCUUUUGAUUUUCAAAUUGGUGGCUGGGUCUUUCCAUUUUGACGCUAUAGAGCUUAUUCAAUCGACACCCGCAACAUCCCGCAUCGGCAAAACUCUCCCGGUGAGAGGACACAACGGACCGGAUUGAGGUCCUUCGACAAUGAGGCCACUUAUUUUUGUUUUAUUCAGACGGUAAUCGAUCCGUAAUCAGCAACUUAACCAAGACUUUUUUCCCUUUUGCGUCUUUUCCUGGAGCUGGAAACUGACUGAACUUCAUAAAUUACCCCAAAUGAAACAGUUCUAGUGGUAGUAGAACUAAAAACCAAGUUUUGAAACAAUAAUUUAAUCUAAAGCAUUCCAUUUCCUUGGCAGACCAGAAAAUAUCAGCCACGUUUUUCUCAUCAUCCAAAGCCGUCAAAACAAAAAAAGCAAACACACUGAUUCAAAAUCACUUAAACAUGCUUGACAGAUAUUUCGCGACAGAAAAUCGUCGCGAGAGUUAAACUUGCUCAAUUCGGUUUAGUGCCGCGGCGACAAUAUUUCGCUGGGACUGUGACAGCUCGAGCUCGAUUUGCAUCAGGGCCGAGAUCAGGACACUGUGACGAAAAGAUAUGCAUUUUUGGGAUAAUGCCUAGAAAGUCUUAUUUUGAUUUUUUUCCUUCCGAGCUCCGUACUUAGCUUGUAAUAAAAUAACAUUUCAGUUUAUCCAACAUUUAUUUCAAAAUAUAAAAAUGUGUUUGCUGUACAUA
This is a messenger RNA of Culex pipiens pallens (northern house mosquito), 8263 nucleotides long. RefSeq names its product zinc finger protein 878-like. The record is from RefSeq and is a predicted model, not a curated record. Gene Ontology annotation, cellular component: nucleus. Gene Ontology annotation, molecular function: RNA polymerase II transcription regulatory region sequence-specific DNA binding; DNA-binding transcription factor activity, RNA polymerase II-specific. Bases 324 to 2717 code for a protein of 797 amino acids. Lineage: Eukaryota; Metazoa; Arthropoda; Insecta; Diptera; Culicidae. The transcript is spliced from 10 exons. Gene Ontology annotation, biological process: regulation of transcription by RNA polymerase II.